AUGGCUAUUUUUUAUUCACUGAAAUGGAUUAAGAAGACUCUCAAAGGGAAAUAUGAUGUACAUAUUUAUUCUGACAGUCUGACAGUUCUUCAAGCUCUCUCACGACCUGAUCAAGACAACCCUUUAACGGUAUAUAUUAGAGAAUUAUAUAAAGACUUGAGAGAAGAUCAAAAUAUUGUGUUUAAUUGGGUGAAGGCACACGUUGGACAUUUUGGAAAGGAGAGGGCGGACGCACUGGCCAAGGAGGCAAUGACCGAUGUUAAUGCUCGCGAUGUUGAUGUACAGGGAUCAAAAAGGCAAGCUGUGACUAUUAUGAAAAAUUAUUAUUUAUGA
Molecule: messenger RNA, 333 nt
Organism: Stegodyphus dumicola
Lineage: Eukaryota; Metazoa; Arthropoda; Arachnida; Araneae; Eresidae
Product: ribonuclease H-like
Source: RefSeq, a predicted model, not a curated record